AUCUACACGCUGCUGAAGCUUGCUCGGAAGUGACGUCAGGAAGCAGGAAGAGAACCGGAAGACUCAGGAGGUCAGAGGGUUAUAGUGUAAAGAUGGCGGCGAGCAUGGCCAGGAGCCGGGCGUGGGUCAGGAUCAGGAGAUAUGGGGUUCCUACCUACAGGAGGUACAGCAGCAGCAGCAACACCUACCCCAGCAUACCACUUACCUCUUCCUUACCGGGAGUGCCCAAGCCGGUCUUUGCAAGAGUUGACGGACAGGAGAAAUUUGAGACUAAAGUCACCACUCUGGAGAAUGGGCUACGUGUGGCGUCUCAGAACAAAUUCGGGCAGUUCUGUACAGUCGGUCUCCUGAUAAAUUCCGGAUCCAGGCAUGAAAACAAGUAUCUCAGCGGCAUCUCCCACUUCCUGGAAAAGCUGGCCUUCUCCGCUACGGCUCGGUUUGGCAGUAAAGAUGAGAUCCUGCUGACACUGGAGAAACACGGGGGGAUCUGUGACUGCCAGACCUCCAGAGAUACCACAAUGUACGCGGUGUCUGCAGAUGCUAAAGGCCUGGAUAAUGUGGUGAGCCUGCUGGCGGAGGUGGUGCUGCAGCCGCGGCUGUCUGAUGAGGAGCUGGAGAUGACGCGGAUGGCUGUACGCUUUGAGCUGGAGGACCUGAACCUGAGACCAGACCCAGAACCGCUGCUGACUGAGAUGAUUCACGCAGCAGCGUAUCGGGACAACACAGUCGGCCUUCCCAGGUUCUGCCCUGUGGAGAACAUUGAUAAGAUCACCCGGAAUACUCUUCACUCCUAUAUGCAUAACUACUACACCCCGGAUAGGAUGGUGUUGGCUGGAGUGGGCAUCGAACAUGACCAGCUGCUGGAGUGUGCCAGGAAGUACCUACAAAAGGUGGAGCCUGUGUGGGCAUCUGGAAACCCCCGGAGCAUCGACCGAUCCAUCGCUCAAUACACAGGAGGGAUUGUCAAGGUGGAGAAAGACAUGUCAGAUGUGAGUCUGGGGCCCACCCCCAUCCCGGAGCUCACACACCUGAUGAUCGGCCUGGAGAGCUGCUCCUUCCUGGAAGAUGACUUCAUCCCGUUUGCAGUAUUAAAUAUGAUGAUGGGAGGUGGAGGUUCCUUCUCUGCCGGAGGUCCGGGGAAAGGCAUGUUCUCCAGGCUGUACCUCAAUGUGCUGAACAGGCACCACUGGAUGUAUAACGCAACGUCCUAUCAUCACAGUUAUGAAGAUACGGGACUCCUGUGCAUUCACGCCAGUGCUGACCCGCGCCAGGUGAGAGAAAUGGUGGAAAUUAUCACUCGGGAAUUCACGCUGAUGGCCGGAUCCGUGGGAGAGGUGGAGCUAGAACGGGCAAAGACUCAGCUGAAGUCCAUGCUUAUGAUGAACCUGGAGGCCCGGCCAGUGAUCUUUGAGGAUGUUGGGAGACAAGUGCUAGCCACCGGGACGAGGAAACUUCCACAUGAACUUUGCUCUCUCAUCAGUAACGUGAAGGCAGGCGACAUAAAGAGAGUGGCCACUAAGAUGCUGCGGAGUAAGCCGGCGGUGGCCGCGCUGGGAGACCUGUCAGAGCUGCCGGAAUACGAUCAUAUCCAGGCUGCGCUCGCCAGUAAGGACGGCCGACUCCCCCGAUCAUACCGCCUCUUCCGGUAGGGCAGUGCCCUCUGCAACAAACGGAACAGACAGAUGUGUGGUUUGAACGGUCUGCGCUGUCCCCAGAGGCGUAUAUUUUGUCUCCAUCAGCGAUGAUGUAUAUCAGGAAGAUCUCCGAGGAGGAGUCCCGCUCAGGACGCACUGGAGAACGCUCUCGGCCCUCACUGCUAAUUUUAUAAAAAUGUACAUUUUCCUGACCCUUUUUAUUCACUGAGCCAAUAUUCAGCUCACCAGAUGCCGGCAAUGUCACUCACUGAGGUCGUGGCGGUGUCACUGAGGCAUGAGGCACAGACAGGUCCACAAGUUACAUUCUGAUGAAUAUUGGGUCAGCUCACAAACUGUUCUACUGGGUUUAGUUACAAGAGUACUGAGCAGAGAUGUAUAAAUUCUCCUCAUAUUGUGCCCUGGUGCGUUAUACGUGUAAUAGUUACCGUGUACAGCAAGGCCGUAUUACCGCAACCUGCGCUCCUGGCACCAGUAUUACCGCAACCUGCGCUACUGGCACCAGUAUUACCGCAACCUGCGCUACUGGCACCAGUAUUACCGCAACCUGCGCUACUGGCACCAGUAUUACCGCAACCUGCGCUACUGGCACCAGAUCCUAUAGGAGCCUGUACAUUGUGCUCACAGCAACCUGUCAUAUUGUCUGAUUAAAACAAAGUCUUUAUAGUGUGAAA
Pseudophryne corroboree (corroboree frog) is the source of this 2326-nucleotide messenger RNA. RefSeq names its product peptidase, mitochondrial processing subunit alpha (gene PMPCA). NCBI's taxonomy places the organism in Eukaryota, Metazoa, Chordata, Amphibia, Anura, Myobatrachidae. The transcript is spliced from 13 exons. Gene Ontology annotation, molecular function: metal ion binding; metalloendopeptidase activity. Gene Ontology annotation, cellular component: mitochondrion. Bases 93 to 1649 code for a protein of 518 amino acids. The record is from RefSeq and is a predicted model, not a curated record.